AUGCAACGGAAUCCAACGCAAAAUUCUGCUGAGAGGAAGUACUUUCCCCGUCUCUACAGCCCAGCCACUAGCGCCAAGAGACCAUCGCUUGGGGCAGUCGCCCCGAGGAAGAAGGCCAGUCCUAAACCUGAAUUAACGGAGGAGUUACGGCAGGAGAUACGCGAAGCCUUCGAGCUCUUCGACACGGAUGGUUCUGGGCACAUUGAAGUGAAAGAGUUGAAGGUUGCAAUGAGAGCUUUGGGGUUUGAGCCCAAGAAGGAAGAAAUCAAGAGAAUGAUCACAGAGGUGGAUAAAGAUGGCACCGGAAAGAUCUCCUUCUCAGACUUCCUCACAGUCAUGACCCAGAAAAUGGCUGAGAAGGACUCCAAGGAGGAGAUACUUAAGGCCUUUAGAUUGUUUGACGAUGACGAGACCGGGAAGAUCUCGUUCCGUAACCUGAAGAGAGUGGCCAAAGAACUGGGAGAGAAUCUCACUGAUGAGGAGCUACAGGAGAUGAUUGACGAGGCAGACAGAGACGGGGAUGGAGAGGUCAAUCAGCAGGAGUUUUUGCGCAUCAUGAAGAAAACGUGUCUGUACUGAACACAGGGGUCAGGGCAUUCACCAAUCAGGACAGAGGAGAAACAGCUGUAUUCAAGUGAUUAACGCCGUGACAGUCCUUCAAACACCAGUUACAUAUGAAUCUUACUGAAAUUCAAAUGAUCAUUUCCAAACGCAGGUCACUUCAGUCAGCUAUUUACAAUUAUGGAAUUUAUCAUUACACGUUGACCCAGCGGAAAAUAAGUAAAAAUAUGUGGAAAAAACACAUUCCAGUGUGCACUAUAAAUAUAGAAUGGAUUGAUUAUUUAUAAAAGAGUGUGCCAAAAUCACUUUAUAUGAUUUCCCCAGACUGAAGUAAAAUGUCUUAUAUUUAUCCAGGGAUCAGAUGCACAUUGCCUCUGUAAGCAGUACAUUUCCCACAGUGCCUAAAGUUCCCAGUAAAACAUUU
Messenger RNA from Chanos chanos (milkfish), 985 nucleotides. RefSeq names its product centrin, EF-hand protein, 2 (gene cetn2). Gene Ontology annotation, molecular function: calcium ion binding. Bases 1 to 579 code for a protein of 192 amino acids. Lineage: Eukaryota; Metazoa; Chordata; Actinopteri; Gonorynchiformes; Chanidae. The record is from RefSeq and is a predicted model, not a curated record. The transcript is spliced from 5 exons.